Molecule: messenger RNA, 4340 nt
Organism: Cryptotermes secundus
Lineage: Eukaryota; Metazoa; Arthropoda; Insecta; Blattodea; Kalotermitidae
Gene: CCDC151
Product: coiled-coil domain-containing protein 151
Exons: 11
Coding region: 313-1926 (537 amino acids)
Biological process (GO): outer dynein arm assembly; cilium movement
Cellular component (GO): cilium
Source: RefSeq, a predicted model, not a curated record
CACAUGAUUUCUCCAAACUAGAAUUAUACAAUGAUCAAAAAAUUUAAAAAUACAGGCUAGAACAAUAUAUACUGCAUAAUGCAACACAUUUGUAAUAUUAUUCUACCAAUUUUUUCUCAAAUCAGAAAAUUAUCCGGCGAAAGGGGGGGUGUUGCGAACCAUUACCUGCGGUCUACGCAUAGGACCUAUUUCAGAACGUUCAGAACGAACUCAAUAUGGCAUAACUGCGUCGCUUGUUUACAUCACCUAACCUCACUUUCUUCUUAUACAAAAGUAACAGGGUGUACUGAAAUAUAUUCAUAAAUAUUUAUUAUGUCACAGACAAACAGUAUAAAUGAUAAGAAGUUAGCAGACAUAAACAAAGAGAUUUUUGAAUUCAAGAAAAAGAUACAACUGUCUGAGGGUCGGCGCAAAGCACAUUAUGAAGAACUGGAUGGGGAGAAGAAGAGGAACAAGGACAGAGUAAAACAGCUGAAGAAGGAGAUAGAGGAUUUGCAUGUACAGCUGUCAAGCACUGGGCAGCACACUGACAGCAUUCUGAGGGCCAGCAAGGAGUUGGGUGCUUUGCGUAACAAGACAAGUGAUGAGGUCACCGUGAUACUCGACUGCAAGGCAAGUGACCUCAAGAAGAAGCUUGAUUGGCUGCAUCAUGAGUCAGACAAGUGUGAGAAGAAGCUCAAACUGCUGGCAGAUGAGUACCACACCCUCCUGAACAGGAAGGCCAUGCGCCAGGAGAAGCAGCAUGCUCAGGCUGUGAAGUCUGUGGAAAUCUGCUCGUUGGAGAACCAGAUACAUCGAGUAGAAAUGAACUUGAUGGAGGCGGAGCAUGUAAGGAAGAAGUAUCAGAUCAUACAGGGCAGCUUGCUGGAUGAUAGUGUUGCCUUUGAGAGCUCAUUAGUGAAGAUUGAGGAGGCUAUCAGGAAGCAAGAAUCAGAAAUAAGACAUUUGAAGGCAGUAUAUGGUGAGGCACUUGGCUUGCGGGACGCAACAAAGGGCACACUGGUGAGACAAGAGCUCAGUGCAGUGAACAUGGCCAAAGUCAGAGAGAAGGAGGUUCAGGACCUAAGAUUUCAAGUGGAUGAACAAAGAAUAGAACUGGAACAUCUUGAGCGCAGAAUUUUCCCUAUAGGGCGUGCAUUAGUGCAUCAAGACUCUGCAUGUUCGUUAGAAGGUGUGCCAUCAGCAGCAGAUGAUUCCACACUCAAGAUGACCACACAGUUAGAACAGGCGUUUGAGAAGCUGAAGGCAGUGACAGGAGAGACAGAUGUUGAGGAUGUAUUCAAGAGGUUUGUGUCACAGAAGGAGACUCUGUCACGGUUGUCAUACUUGCGAAACAUCACAGAGGAAGAGAAGCAGGAGUUACAGAAGCAGAAGGACUUCAUGGUCACUGAGCUAGAAGCAUUCAAGUUUGCAGAAGUGAAGGACAAUGAACAGAAUGCAGAUGAGCGUGAGAAGCUGAAGCUGCAGAUCCAAGAGGAGGAGGACAGGAAGCAGAGGUUGGACAUGGAGGUUCACAAGGUGAUGGAACAGCUGUGUGUCAUCAGCAGUGUUCUUCGUUCCUUCUGCACCAAGCUGCAGGGUGUCAGUGGAAUUGCACCACCUCCAGAGUCUGAGGACAUCACAGAGACACUAAGCAGCCAGAUAAAGUGUGUGAUGGACCGCAUUGGACAGGGGGAUGAAUAUGACAGAAGGGUGGAACAGGUGCAGGAGAAGUUUGAGGGACUGACACUCCCAGUGAAAGUCACACCAGAGGUACUGGACUCUAAGCUACCUGCUACAUUAGUUGCCACUGAAACAGAAGAUGAAGAUGAGGUGCCCACGAGGGGCUUCUUGAAGAGGCAAGCCCAGAUAAUUGUGGAUGCCAAGUCUCGCCACAAACAGUUCCCAAUGGCUGCCAGGGCCAAGAAGACUCUGACACUCAAAUGAACUGUCUACGUAACAUAGUUUAGUAUCAUUUCACUCACUCAGCGUGUACCACGUCACAUGGCAGGGUGGUUAGUGAAUGAUUUGGAAAGAAUGCGGAAGUCAUGGUCUAAACUGAACUACUAUCCCAACAUUUGCUUGGGGUAGGAUCAGUGAAAAUAGCUGGCCUCUGGGAUGAGAUCUGAACCUGGGACCACUUGAAUACAAAGUAGGACUGCUACCCACUUACUGCAAUAGUUGGUUCACAAGCUAUUAAAAUUAUAAUUUAUAGGAUGUAUUUUCAAUUUGGUGGUCUAUGUAAUAUAAACAUAGACAUUAUUCAAUGUAACAUUAAAAAAUGGAGCAGGCAUUAAGACCGUCAUGCCUACUCAAACUACAGCUUGAUAGUUGACUAUGCAGUAUCAACUACUCAGGCUACUUAUCACUGUACAUAAUAUAUAUGAAUAGUUGUUUCACCACUCUCUUAUUUUGAGACCACUUAGCAAAUGGGUGUUGCUGUGCCAUCAGGUGGCUCAGAGUCCUGGUCCCAGUGCUCCAUUGCAGUGCGUAAACACUGGCACAAUCUGUUCAGCUCUUGCAGCAAGACUGUUAGAACAUUAUGAAACUCUGUCUUCCAGUAUGACCCAGAAACAGAACAGCUAAGUCUCCAAGAUUCUGGCCCAUUUUUUAUUUGUAACGAGAUUUUGCAAUGGCAAGAUUCAACCAGACAAGAAGAGUGACAAACUUUUGUAAAAUCCAAUCUCUCGUUCAUGAGUUCACUGAUACCUAUGCUAAAUGUUACAAUCCAGCUGUUUGUUGUCACUGUGCUUUCCAAUGGGGAGUUAUUUCUGAGUAAUGAGGGACGUUCAAAAGUUUCUGCACUUUUUAUUUUACAACUCUCUUUUACUGGUGAUUACAAAAACAAAAUCAUUUUUCUACAUAAUCACCCUGCUUUUUCAACACAUUUUUCCUAGCAUUCUACCAUUCUACCAAGACUUUGAUCGCGCAUGUAGUCACUGAUGCAUUACAUUGAAAUCUUGUCUCCUAGAGCUUCUUUAAGAAGUCCAAAAAGGUGAAAAUCAGAUGGCACCCAAUCUGGAUGUUCCAUGACUUCUCACUUCAGUUUCCUAAGGGUUUCCAACAUGCAGGGUGCAGUAUGGGCACUGAUAUUAUUGUGCAACAGGACACUCUCUGACAGUCUCCCUCUUAGAGCAGAUUGCAGGCUUCAGCCCUCUCUGAAGCAUGUCACAACAGGUUCCACAUAGGUCUCAAGAACAGGCCCUUGAGAAUCCCAGAUGGUCAACAUCAACUUACAUGCCGAUGGUUGCAUCUUGAAUUUCUUUGCGACAGGAGAUUAUGGAUGAUUCCAUUGCAUGCUCUUCAGCUUUGUUUCUGGUUGAUAGUUGAAAACCCAGGUUUCAUCACCUGUGAUGAUGUGUUACAGAAAGUUGUCACCUUCUUUGCGAUAAUGAGCCAAGUGGUGGGAACAAAUGUGUAAGUGCAUGCGCUUAUGCUCAUCCCUCAGUUCCUUACAUACCCGCCUAGUGUACGCUUUAUGGAACUGAAGGUUAUUAUGCACCACAUAGUAGGCAGACCCAAUGCUGAUAUUCAGUCGUUUUGUAAUUUUGUCAACCGUCACUCUUCUGUUUUGAAGAAUCUGUUCCAUAGCUCUUUCUUCAUUCUGUGUGGCUGUGGUUGGACGGCCCGAGCACUUGGCAUGAAUCACACUCAGAUGGCUACUUUUAGACUUCAGUCCACUCAUACAGAAUUCAGAGAGAGAGAGCAUUGGCUCCAUACUGAGCACACAUGCUGAUGAAUCUGUCCACAAAGACCACUUCACAGCAACUCUCAACAGGCUUUCCUUGCCAGCUAGUCACAACACCCUACAAUACCCGUCCCCCUCUUUUCAAAUACAUAAAAGUGCAGAAACGUUUUGAAGAUUCCUCAUACAUUCUUUACAAUCAUUAUCACUUUGGUAUGUGUACAAAUUUUGCAAAGUGACCAUUUUUUACAUAAAAUGCAAAUCACAGAGGGCACAGUACAUUACUUCCAAGUGACACAGCUACAAUUCUGAAAUCAACAGCAAAUUACUCUGCAGAUUCUAUUACAAGCAGAGGAAUUUUGUCCUGACUGGAAACUGGAGCAGUGUUGUCUUGCAUGCAGCCUGAAAACUAUCUCAUUGCACCUUAGAAUUCAGCAGUGAGUUUUCUUUCAUAUACUUCUGCUAAAAUUGUUUAGUAUGAUUAGUUCCAAGGGUAAUGUAAGACCUCUGAGGAUAAAAGAACAAAACAAGGGACAAGACAGAACUGCCGAUGGCAUAGACACAAAGCAACGACUGGAAUGAAAUCGACUGGCGACUGAUUAUCCAGGAAAAUAAUGCACUAAACGCCUUGAAUAUGUACAUAAGUUAUACAGUUCAUUUAUCAUUCAGUACAAUG